Loxodonta africana (African savanna elephant) is the source of this 2133-nucleotide messenger RNA. RefSeq names its product olfactory receptor 5I1-like. The transcript has a single exon. Gene Ontology annotation, biological process: G protein-coupled receptor signaling pathway; sensory perception of smell. Gene Ontology annotation, molecular function: odorant binding; olfactory receptor activity; G protein-coupled receptor activity. Gene Ontology annotation, cellular component: membrane. NCBI's taxonomy places the organism in Eukaryota, Metazoa, Chordata, Mammalia, Proboscidea, Elephantidae. Bases 1037 to 1837 code for a protein of 266 amino acids. The record is from RefSeq and is a predicted model, not a curated record.
AAUAAUGCUUGUAGGAAGAAGAAUAUCCUGGGUAGAAGAAAUUGCAUGCGCAAAGGCCCUGUGGGACAGAGCUCACAGCACUGCACCAAAGCACCAGCCUAUGAGAGUGAAUGUCAACUAAAAUCCCAUUGUUCUGCAUUAGCUGAGCUGUUCUCUGGCAAAAGGCAGAGACAACCUGAAUAAUUAGCUACAUUUUCCUUUGCAAAAAACAUGAGCCUACUAACCAAUUUUUUACUAACCAAGCUGUAGGCACAUGAGGUACAUCAUUUCAGAGGUGAGAGCUUUCCCUUAGAUCCACCAACACACUGUAGAGACAACCAGUGGCUCUGCUGAGGGAGGCAAGAUUUAGUGGGUUAGAGGGAGUUUGUGUGAUUGGAGGAUGGUGAAUCAGAGGAGAACAGACUGGAUCAGACAAGACUGGAGAUGAAGCAGCUGAUAAAUUGGCUUGUGCAAGAGAUAGAGGAAGAGAUGAAAGAAGUAAUGAUUAAUAUGUUAGUGGAAGUUGUGUGGAUUGGACAGAGAUGAGAUGUUUAGUUGUGGAAUUUUGGAUGCACAGAAUGUGGUGGAGGGGAGAGUUAGAGAAAUUAUGGGUGAAGCCAAGGUUUGGAGUCAGCAACUAGCUUGAGGGUGGUGCCAUUUAAGGUAGAAACAAAUAGCUUUCAGGAAUAAGCAGUGGUACAUUAGCAAUUUGGAUUAAAAAAUAUAAACUUCUGCCGCUAAAAUAUUUGAAAACCUAUGAGUUAUAUUGGAUUAACUGUACACAUGACUAAGUGCUAUACGGAUGCACCAAUAGAUUUUAGAAUGACUGUUCUAUUUAUUUUGGCAUUUUUAAAUUUUUUUUUGUCAAUGUCCAGGUUAUUGUUGACAUUGUCAUCAUUACUCUGUCACUGCUCCAGAAAUCACAAAGCACUGCAAAGAGGUGGAGGAAGUGAAUGGCACAGAGAAGACUGAGUUCUUCCUCCUGGGAUUUAGUGACCACCCAGAACUUCAGAGGCUUCUUUUUGCUGUGUUCUUUUCCAUCUACUCCGUGACUCUCAUGGGGAACCUUGGGAUGAUUUUAUUAAUCACAAGCAGUUCCCACCUGCACACCCCUAUGUACUUUUUCCUCUGCAUAUUGUCCUUCAUAGAUGCAUGCUACUCUUCUGUCAUUGCUCCCAAAUUACUGGUGGACUUGGUUUCUGAUAAGAAGACAAUUUCUUACAAUAGCUGUGCUACACAGCUCUAUUUUUUCUGUUUGUUGGUUGAUACAGAAUCUUUCCUCUUGGCUGCCAUGGCUUAUGACCGGUACAUAGCAAUCUGCAACCCACUGCUUUAUACUGUUAUCAUGUCCAGGAGAAUUUGUGGCCAGUUUGCAAUGGGAGCUUUUUUGGGGGGCACCAUGAGCUCAAUUAUUCAUACCACUAACACCUUCCACCUCUCUUUCUGCUCCAGAGAAAUUAACCAUUUCUUUUGUGAUAUCUCCCCAUUAUUUUCACUGUCCUGCACUGACACAUAUAUGCAUGACAUUGUUCUAGUGGUCUUUGCUAGUUUGGUUGAAGCUAUCUGUCUUUUAACAGUUCUUCUCUCAUAUGUCUUCAUCAUAGCAGCCAUUCUUAAGACAGGUUCUGCCGAGGGAGGAAAGAAAGGCUUCUCCACUUGUGCCUCCCACCUGAUCGUUGUCACUAUCUACCAUGGUACCUUGAUCUUCAUUUAUUUGCGCCCCAGCACAGAUCAUUCACUGAAUGUCGACAAAGUGGCCUCUGUGUUCUAUACAUUGAUAAUACCUAUGUUGAAUCCCCUGAUUUAUAGUCUAAGGAACAAGGAUGUCAAAAAUGCCUUUAGAAAACUUAUCAGUUGAAAAUUGCUUUCUUAAGAAAGGAAGAAAUAAGACUUGAAAAUGUUUCAACAGUGCCUGUUUCUUGGACUAUGGUUAGAAUGUUGGAGAUAUUAAGUUCAAUAUGGAUGUUCUCCAAAUUUGCUGGUUAUUAGAUCUCAGCCAGAGAAUAGGUCAGGUACUAACAUCAGAACUGGCCCUCUCAUAUCACUUGUAAUUAUGUCUAUCUCUGCCAUUUUAAAGUGCAAUUUGUAAUAUUAUUUCUGGAACAGGUUUACCCUUCAUUUUAUCUCUUAUAUUUCAUGUCCUUACUCCUUUCC